Protopterus annectens (West African lungfish) is the source of this 4092-nucleotide messenger RNA. Its product is annotated as titin-like. The transcript is spliced from 83 exons. The record is from RefSeq and is a predicted model, not a curated record. Gene Ontology annotation, molecular function: DNA binding. Bases 118 to 3363 code for a protein of 1081 amino acids. Gene Ontology annotation, biological process: regulation of DNA-templated transcription. NCBI's taxonomy places the organism in Eukaryota, Metazoa, Chordata, Ceratodontiformes, Protopteridae.
UAUAUAUUCCUGCCCCUACCUUCCUUCCGUUAUUUGCGCUGAAAGAAAGCUUCCAUGAUUGUAACGUAAAUGUUUGUGGUAUGCAGUUGUUAUGAAGCGCAGACAUAGUGGGGGAGCAUGAAGUUGGAGUCACCAGAAACAUUUGAGGAUGUUGCAGUGUCAUUUUCUGAGGAUGAAUGGACCCUCCUGACAGAUGAGGAGAGGGAGCUGCAUCGGGAGGUGAUGGAGGAGAAUUACAAGACCAUGAUAUCAUUGGGAUACAACAUUCCACGGGAACACUUAUUGUCACUGCUAGAAGUGCAUGCCAUCUCCAAUUCUUUCCGUAAUGAAACUGUAGGAGUGAAGAAUAUUUCUGAAUUUAACUGUAUUGAAAAAAAGAAAAAAAGAAAGCACAGAAAAUCAGUUCAUAUGAACAGAUUUUCCCACCACAGUAAGAAAAAAAAUAAAAUACAACAUGCUGUUGUAAAAAAAAGAGGACGACCCCGAAUACAUCACUAUGCACCAGAAACAACUGGUUCUCACAAAAGAGGCCGACCCAGAAUACAUCGCUAUAAGCCUGCCUGGUAUGAGAUGUUUGGUCAUGGUACGGUAGUAUAUUGCACAAGUAGUGAAUUAUUCUUUGGUGCCGCACACUGUGCUGGGUUCCCAUCAACUGUGGUUUACCAUCAUAUCGUUCCCCCUUACCUUGGCCAGUACGCAGAUGAUAUGGCUCAAAAACUGGGAAAGCCUAGUAAUCAAGUUGGGCAGAUGCCACUCCCUCAUGGUGCUGAUAUGCAGUACUACAGUAAUUCUGAGAUGUACUGUGGCAUGACCCACCUUACAGGAUUUCCAUCUAACAUGACUUAUCCUCAUAUGGUUCCUCCAUAUAUCAAACAAGAGCCAGAGACACCACUGAUCAAGAAAAUUGGAAGACCCAGAAAAGUUCUAGAAAAACAUGUCAUCCGGCGAAAGGUGGGAAGGCCUAGAAAAGUUCUAGAAAACUUCAUAAUUCAACGAAAGGUGGGAAGGCCUAAAAAAGAAAUUCCUUUAAUCAAGAAAAUUGGAAGACCUAGAAAAGUUCUAGAAAAUCUUAGAAGCCGAAAAGUGGGAAGGCCUAGAAAAGUUUUAGAACCACUUGUUACCCGAAAGGUGGGAAGACCUAGAAAAGUGGUAGAAGAACAUGAGCCUAGAAAAAUUGGAAGACCUUGCAAAGUGGUAGAAAAAGAUGAGCCUCAAAAAAUUGGAAGACCUUGCAAAGUGGAAGAAAAUCAAGAACCUCAGAAAAUCGGAAGACCACACAUAGUUCCCCUUGUCCGCAAAGUUGGAAGACCCAGGAAAGAUGCUGUACUUCCAGAACCUGAUGCUGUACUGCCAAAGCCUGGUCCCAUAAUCCGCAAAGCUGGAAGACCCCGGAAAGAUGCUCUACUGCCAAAGCCUGAUCCCAUAAUCCGCAAAAUUAGAAGACCGAGUAGAGAUUGUGUAAGCCGGAAAGCUGGAAGACCCAGGAAAGAUGAUGCACUGCCAAAACAUUAUACCACAACCCACAAGAUCGGAAGACCCAGGAAGGAUAUUUUCCACCAGAUGGCUAAUAGCAGCCAUUUUAAGAAGUAUCGAUUGAAAAGACAUUUGAGAUUGGAAAAUAGAGCCCGAAAAAUUGGAAGACCAAUGAAAGCUGCCAUUCUGAUAAAGUCUGAAAAUGGAGCCCAAAAAAUUGGAAGACCAAGGAAAGCUGCUAUUCUGAUAAAGUCAGAAAAUGGAGCCCGAAAAAUUGGAAGACCAAGGAAAGAUCUGUAUUUCGCAUUUUUUUCAGAUGUUAUUCCUAUAAAAACUGAAAAUGAUGCCCCAAAAAUUGGAAGACCAAGGAAAGAAAAUGGAGCCCGAAUACUUGGAAGACCAAGGAAAGAUGUUAUUACUAUAAAAACUGAAAAUGAUGCCCCAAAAAUUGGAAGACCAAGGAAAGAAAAUGGAGCCCGAAAACCUGGAAGACCAAGGAAAGAAUUUCCCGUAUAUUUUUUUCCAGCUGCUAUUCUGAUCAAGUCUGAAAAUGAAGCCCAAAAAAUUGGAAGACCAAGGAAAGAUGUGUGUUUCCCAUUUUUUUCAGAUGUUAUUACUAUAAAAACUGAAAAUGAUGCCCCAAAAAUUAGAAGACCAAGGAAAGGGAUUGGAGCCCGAAAAAUUGGAAGACCAAGGAAAGCUGUUAUUCUGAUAAAGUCUGAAAAUGAAGCCCCAAAAAUUGGAAGACCAAGGAAAGAUGUUAUUCUUGUAAAGACUGAAAAUGAAGCCCCAAAAAUUGGAAGACCAAGGAAAGUUGUUCUGAAAAAGUUUGGUGCUAUUCCCAUAAAGACAGUAACUGUGGUACGCAAAAUUGGGAGACCCAGGAAGGAUGCUGUACUGCCAAAGCCUGAAAAUGUGGAGUCCGUAAUUGAAAGACCAGGGAAAGGUGCUGUUCCCAUAAAGACAGAAAAUGUGGACUCCAUAAUUGAAAGACCAAGAAAAGGUGCUGUUCCCAUAAAGACAGAAAAUGGGGCCUCCAAAGUUGGAAGACCAAGGAAAGAUACUGUUCUGCUAAAGCCUGUUUCCUUUGUAGAAGCUGUGGUCCGCAAAGUUGGAAGACCAAGGAAGGAAACUGUGGCCGCCAAAGUUGGAAAACUACAGAAAGAUACUAUUCUGCUAAAGCCUGUUACUGUGGUCCCCAAAAUUGGAAGACCUAGGAAAGGUCUCAUAACUUGCGAAAUCAGAAGACGCAAGAAAGGUUAUUUGAUCCGCAAAAUUGGAAGACCCGGAAAAGAUGCUGCACUACAAAAACCUGAUGAGAAAACCUUACAUGUGAGCCGCAGAGUGGGACGACCCAGAAAAGCAGUACAGGUGAUCCGCAGAGUUGGACGGCCCAAGAAGGCAGUAGAAGUGAUCCGCAAAGUGGGACGGCCAAGAAGAAUUACAGCAGAUCAAGAAAUCCGCAAAGUGAGACGACCCAGGAAAGCAAUACAAGUGAUACGCAAAGUGGGACGGCCCAAAAAAGCAGAACAAAUGAUCCACAAAAUGGGAAGGCCCAGAAAAGAGAAAUACUUAACACGGAAGGUGGGAAAACCUCCAAAAGAGGAAAUACCACAUAGAAGAGUUGGAAGACCUAGAAAAGAUUUUAAAAUAAUUUUAGAAGAAGCACCAAGAAGGAAAGCUGGAAGACCAAGGAAAGAGGCAGCAGUAAUUCAAGAAAGGGACCACACCAGGAAACUGGAUCAAGUACAUCGGAUACCUGUGUCCCCUUUGAUAUUCCUUUCUGGACAGGAUUCAAUCACCACUUCUUUCUCCAGGAAGAAAAUGUACAUAGAACUCAGGAGGGGGAACCAGAAAGUCAAUGGCGGGAAGAAGAGCAGUUCACUUUGAUUAAAACAAGCUGAAGUCCUUUGAAAAAAAUGACAGUUCUUUCUUAAUACUGUUGUAACGGAAGGAUAUGUUAGGGUCUGGAUACAACCACCAGCUUUACUCCGUUUUAACUUUUUAAAGGAAUUGGAAUCAUCAGUGGAAUGUACUUCACACAUACUGCGUGCUCAAAUAAUGGAAUAGAAAACUGACUCAUUUGAAAAAUAUUUCUCUUUUCUAUGUCUUCGGUGUUGUUUAGUCUGUGUAACAGUGAGUUGGAACAGACUUCUUUAUCCUAAGAUGACUGCUAUUCUCCUGAACUAAAUGGAGCUGUAGAAAUUUCACAGUCAACAGCAGAUACAGGGGUUCAUUUAUUGGCAGAUGUCUGUUCUUUGCUUCCAUUGGAUAAUCCUGAAAGAAUAUUGAAUUUGAAUUUAACUCCUGUUUCGUAUUCUUGACAACUAAGGACCAAGUUUUGUUAAAAGUGUGCAUUUUUUAGAGUAAAAAUGAAAUGCAUUUUGUUUUUUUAUUCUUAUUGCGCCAUCUCUUUAGUCACCUGUAAAUGUGACCUUUUGCCAUUUCAAAUUUGCAUGAUUUUUUCAACUACAUUUGUGUUAUGUCCAUUUACCAAGUUAUAUACUUAACCACAACAUGUGCAAAUAUUCCUGAAAAUUAAGUUUUACCCUAAAUUUUAUAUUUAAAUGUGAUUCUUUGACUUUUUAAAAAUUAAAAUAUUUGCAUUUGUUGUUGUAA